AUGGAGAAGAAGCGGGUGGCCAUCAUCGGAGCCGGUGUGAGCGGCCUCACUGCAUGCAAGCACGCGUUGGAGCAUGGCUUCCGUCCUGUCCUGUUUGAGACCGACGCAGACGCCAUCGGUGGUGUGUGGGCGCACACGCUCGCCUCAACGCGGCUUCAGACCCCACGGCCAUAUUACCAGUUCACCGACUUUCCGUGGCCACCGGGAGUGUCAGAUUUGUACCCUAACCAUAACCAGGUCAUGGAUUACCUGGGCUCGUAUGCGCGCCACUUUGGCGUGCUAGAGUGCAUCAGGUUUGGCAGCCGGGUUGCUGCUCUGGAGUACUCCAGUGAUGUGAACGAGGGGGAGAUGAUGACGUGGGAUCAGUGGGCCGGCAAUGGUGAGGCAUUCGGCAGCGGUCGGGGAGAGUGGAGCCUCACCGUGCAUCGCGGGAACCACCUUGAGAUCCAUGUGGCCGACUUUGUGGUUCUUUGUCUCGGAAGAUUCAGUGGCAGGCCCAAUAUUCCCGCUUUCCCGCUGGGGAAAGGGCCAGAGGCCUUUGAUGGCACGGUGAUCCACUCCAUGGAUUUCUCCAACAUGGACGAUGCAAAGGCCACCCAACUCAUCAAAGGCAAGCUCGUCACCGUCAUCGGUUACCAAAAGUCUGCUCUGGACGUUGCCACACGAUGCGCAAAUGUGAAUGGUCCGAUGUAUCCAUGCACAAUGAUUUGUCGUACGAAGCGAUGGAUCAUCCCGGGCUACCACGCAUGGGGUGUCCCGAUUUCUUUCUUCUACCUCAACCGGUUUUCUCAACUCCUAAUUCACAAACCAGGAGAGGGGCUGCUCCUUGGCCUUCUGGCAACAUUGUUAUCACCGUUGAGGUGGUUGUUUUCCAGGUUUGUUGAGAGCUACUAUAGAUGGGUUGUACCCAUGAAGAAGUACGGCAUGGUGCCAGACCACAGCUUCUUCGAUGCCAUGAGCUCAUGCAUGGUUGUGUUGCUACCCGAUAAGUUCUACAAUAAUGUCGACCAAGGCAGUAUCGUUCUCAAGAAAGGAAAGGAAAUGAGCUUCUGCAGACAAGGCCUUGUUGUAGAAGGCGAAUCCUCGACAAUAAAGAGCGACGUGGUGAUAUUUGCUACUGGGUACAGAGGUGACGAAAAGAUGAGGGAUAUUUUCAUGUCCCCCAUGUUCAAAGACAUUGUAGCAGGCUUGCCGUCUAGUAUCGUUCCACAUUUCAGGCAAUGUGUCCAUCCUAGGAUCCCCCAGUUAGCCAUCAUCGGCUACUGCGAGAAUGUGUCAAACCUGCAUGCGUUCGAGCUACGGUCAAAGUGGUUGGCACACUUCCUUCACGGGAGCUUCUGUCUGCCUAGUAUCCGAUCUAUGGAGGAGAAUAUAAUCGAGUGGGAUAAGUAUAUGAAACGGUACGCUUCAACCCAAUUCCGUCGGUCGUGUAUUGCACAGGUCCACAUCCUGUGCAAUGAUCAGCUGUGUCAAGACAUGGGGAUUAAUCACAAGAGGAAAAAUGGAUUCCUGGCAGAUUGGGUGCUUCCUUAUGGACCAGCAGAUUACGGUGGCAUCAACCGGCGGAAUAACUGA
Triticum urartu is the source of this 1575-nucleotide messenger RNA. NCBI's taxonomy places the organism in Eukaryota, Viridiplantae, Streptophyta, Magnoliopsida, Poales, Poaceae. The record is from RefSeq and is a predicted model, not a curated record.